AUGGCUCGUACUUUUAGUGAGGAUCUGAAGUGGAGAAUUAUUUACCUUCAUCAUGAUGGAUAUAGUCGAAUAAAAAUUGGCAUAUUAUUACACAUUAGCAAACGCACUGUUGAUAAUAUUUUGCAAAUAUAUGUACAAUGGAGAACGGUAGUAAAUCCAUGGCAAAAACCACCAGGACGUCAUAAAAUACUAAUUCAAAAUGAAAUGAAGAUAUUACGAGAGUUAGUUAAGGACAAGGUGGAUUGGUAUUUAGACGAAUUAGUAGGAGAACUUGAGCAACAAACAGGAAAGUUGGUUUCUAUUCCAACUCUUUGGCGAUCUUUAGUUUACUGUGGAAUUAGUAGAAAGAAAUUACAUCAAGCAGUUUAUGAACAGAAUGAACUUCUUAGAAGCAUAUUUAUUGCAAAAGUUGGACGUGAUUAUAAACCUGAACAGCUUAUAUUUAUGGAUGAAGCUUUUAAAGAUGAACGCACUUUAUCUCGUAGAUAUGGUUAUUCUUUAAAAAAUACUUUUGCAAUUAAAAAGAAUGCAUUUUCUUUACAAAAUAUUAUUGCUGUUCCUCAAAUGAAUUCAUAUCCUGGUGAACAAAGUGUUCUUGUACUUGAUAAUGCGUGA
Messenger RNA from Rhizophagus irregularis DAOM 181602=DAOM 197198, 615 nucleotides. Lineage: Eukaryota; Fungi; Glomeromycota; Glomeromycetes; Glomerales; Glomeraceae. The record is from RefSeq and is a predicted model, not a curated record.